This is a messenger RNA of Phoenix dactylifera (date palm), 1818 nucleotides long. Lineage: Eukaryota; Viridiplantae; Streptophyta; Magnoliopsida; Arecales; Arecaceae. The record is from RefSeq and is a predicted model, not a curated record.
GUCAACACUCACCCAUUACCCAUCUCUCUCUCUCUCUCUCUCCAUCUUCAGAUUCCCUCCUCCUCUCUAUAUAAACCCCCUCAAUACCUGCACCUCCACUCCGUCUCCCACCACCCAACCCAUAUUCUCUCUGUUUCCUCUCAUCAUUUCUUCCUCAUUGCCAUGGCUGGCCCACACCCACUGCUAGUACUGCUACUAAUAGUAGCAGCAGCCGUGGAAUCCGGUCGCGCCACCGCCACCCCGGCAGGUUGCGCCGCCCCGGCGGACAGCAGCUCCACCCUGCGCGUCCUCCACGCCUUCGGCCCCUGCUCCCCCUUCCACUCCACCUCCGCCUCCUGGGAAGACACUGUCCUCGACCUCCUCUCAAGCGACGACUCCCGCCUCCUCUACCUCACUUCCCUCAAGACCGCCCGCCGCUCGUUCGUCCCCAUCGCCCCCGGCCGUCAGCUCCUCCAGACACCCACCUACGUCGUCCGCGCCCGCCUCGGCUCCCCUCCCCAGCCCCUCCUCCUCGCCCUCGACACCAGCAGCGACGUCGCCUGGCUCCCCUGCUCCGGUUGCUCCGGCUGCCCCUCUUCCUCCGCCGCCCCGCCUUUUGAUACCUCUCGCUCCACCACCUACCGCCCCGUCCGCUGCGGCGCUCCGCCGUGCUCGCAGGUCCCCAACCCGUCCUGCCCCGCCGGCGCCACCGCCUGCGGCUUCAACCUCACCUACGGCUCCUCCUCCCUCCUCGCCGGACUCGCCCAGGACUCACUUUCCCUCGCUUCCGACGUCGUCCCCGGCUACACCUUUGGCUGCAUCCAGAAGGCCGCCGGCCCCUCCGUGCCCCCGCACGGCCUCCUCGGCCUCGGCCGCGGCCCCCUCUCCUUCCUCUCUCAAACCAAGAGCCUCUACGCCUCCACCUUCUCCUACUGCCUCCCCAGCUUCAAGUCCCUCAACUUCUCCGGCACUCUCCGCCUCGGCCCCGCCGGCCAGCCCAAGACUAUCAAAACCACUCAACUCCGCUCCAGCCCUCGCCGCUCUUCCCUCUACUUCGUCGACCUGGUCGGUAUCCGCGUCGGCCGCAAGGUGGUCGACAUCCCACCGGCGGCGAUCGCCUUCGACGCGGCCACCGGCGCGGGGACCAUCUUCGACUCGGGCACCAUGUUCACCCGCCUGGUGGCGCCGGCGUACGCGGCGCUGCGGGACGAGUUCCGGCGCCAGGUGCGGGGCGCCGGCAACGCGACGUCGCUCGGCGGCUUCGACACGUGCUACCAAGGAUCCAUCGCCGCCCCGGCGAUAACGUUUAUGUUCGCCGGGAUGAACAUGACGCUGCCGGCGGACAAUUACUUGAUUCAUAGCACAGCGGGUUCAUUGACCUGCUUGGCGAUGGCAGCCGCGCCGGACAACGUGAACUCGGUGCUCAACGUGAUCGCCAGCAUGCAGCAGAUGAACCACCGGGUGCUCUUCGACGCGGCCAGCGGCAGGCUGGGUGUCGCCCGUGAGCUCUGUACCGUUUAAAAAAUAUUGGGUUGGAUGGAUUAAUUCCUUCUGGGAAUGUGAUUUGGUUUCAAAUUUUUCACUACUACUGUUGGCCGCUACUACUCUUCUUCUAGUUUAGCGUAGCAUGGUGUGGUUGUGGAAUCCGCCUUGCCUGAAGGCAGGGCUGCUACUGUAUCAGCACGUCAAAGGUGCCGUCUUUUUUCUCCUUCAGCUGGUUUCAUGUGUUUGUCUUUUGGGAGGCAGGAGCGGGUCAGUCAAGGAAACGAUUCCAUGGCUUGUGAGAAUCACCAGUUACCGUUUCUCUGCUAACUGUUGGUUUCGCUGGGAUUUGUGUUA